Planococcus citri (citrus mealybug) is the source of this 345-nucleotide messenger RNA. Its product is annotated as zinc finger protein 37-like. The transcript has 2 exons. NCBI's taxonomy places the organism in Eukaryota, Metazoa, Arthropoda, Insecta, Hemiptera, Pseudococcidae. The coding region runs from base 1 to 345 and encodes 114 amino acids. The record is from RefSeq and is a predicted model, not a curated record.
AUGUUUCAGAUGUUACGAUAUAUAUGCUCCCAACAACACGAUUUCGGUAAACUGUGGAUAAAGUUGCCACCCCAGCUGCAUCGCAUUUCCCACGACGACGGCCAGCUACUGGACGGUGCCCAUAAAGGAUACUACUGUCCGAACGGUUGCGGCCGAAAAUACAAGUACAAAGGUAACCUGUCGCAGCACUUGAAGAACGAAUGCGGAAAAGAGAAACAAUUCGAAUGCGAAGUUUGCAACAAAAGGUUCACGCACAAGAGUACGGUCAAAAAGCACGCCUACCUGUUGCACAACAAAAUAAUCGAAUGUAGCGAUAUUAAACGAGUUCCUAAUGUGAACGUGUGA